This is a messenger RNA of Histoplasma mississippiense, 495 nucleotides long. Its product is annotated as GTP-binding nuclear protein GSP1/Ran. Gene Ontology annotation, biological process: protein import into nucleus; ribosomal subunit export from nucleus. The coding region runs from base 1 to 495 and encodes 164 amino acids. Gene Ontology annotation, cellular component: nucleus; cytoplasm. The record is from RefSeq and is a predicted model, not a curated record. The transcript is spliced from 5 exons. Lineage: Eukaryota; Fungi; Ascomycota; Eurotiomycetes; Onygenales; Ajellomycetaceae. Gene Ontology annotation, molecular function: GTPase activity; GTP binding.
AUGGCGGCCCCACCCACCUUCAAGCUCGUUCUCGUUGGAGACGGCGGCACUGGCAAGACCACCUUCUUAAAGCGCCAUCUUACUGGUGAAUUCUGUGGUAUCAUCAUGUUCGAUGUCACUUCCCGCAUUACCUACAAGAACGUCCCGUCUUGGCAUCGUGAUCUCGUCCGUGUUUGUGAAAAUGUACCUAUCGUCCUCUGCGGUAACAAGGUCGACGUCAAAGAGCGGAAAGUGAAGGCCAAGACUAUCACUUUCCACCGCAAGAAGAACCUCCAAUACUACGAUAUCUCUGCUAAAUCCAACUACAACUUCGAGAAACCUUUCUUGUGGCUCGCAAGAAAGCUCGUUGGAAACCCUGGCCUGGAAUUUGUUGCCGAUAUUGCCCUCGCACCACCCGAGACAACUGUUGACCCGGCUGCGAUCGCUGCAGCCGAAGAGGAAAUGAGGCAAGCCGCCCAGAUGCCUCUUCCUGACGAGGAUGAUGCCGAUUUUUAA